This is a messenger RNA of Lycium barbarum (goji berry), 2031 nucleotides long. RefSeq lists its product as uncharacterized. The coding region runs from base 1 to 2031 and encodes 676 amino acids. NCBI's taxonomy places the organism in Eukaryota, Viridiplantae, Streptophyta, Magnoliopsida, Solanales, Solanaceae. The record is from RefSeq and is a predicted model, not a curated record. The transcript is spliced from 2 exons.
AUGCCGGAUGGUAGUCCCACUCCCACUGGUUCUCACCCUACUAGUAGUUCACCUCAGUCUCGUGCUGUCUUUCAUGAGGAUGAUUACACUCAUCCAUGCCAUCCACUAUACGUGCAUCCAUCAGAUGUGCUAGGAAACUCUCUGGUUCCGGUGCCGUUUGAUGGGACUUGCUAUGGUAGUUGGAGAAGGCAUAUUUUGGUCGCUCUUUCUAUUAGAAACAAAUUGGGUCUGAUAGAUUCUGAUUCUGAGAGUCCCCCUGAAGACUCCCCUUUAGUUCGCCAGUGGCAAAGGUGUAAUGAUCUAGUAGUCUCCUGGUUGACAAACUCAAUGACCCAAGAAAUAGCUCGUAGUGUUGAAUACUCAGUGUAUGCUAAGGAUAUUUGGGCUGAAUUAGAAGAGAGGUAUGGUCAGGCGGAUGCUGCAAGGGUGUUUGAAUUAAAGAAAGAAUUAGCUCAUAUAUCUCAGGGAUCACUUAACAUAGCCUCUUACUUUAAUAAGAUCAAGCAGCUCUGGGACGAGAUUGCUUCUUUGUCUGUUGGUAAGGCUCGUAGUUGUACUUGUAGUGCUAAGUCUGAGUAUGCAAAAGAUGAGGAUGUUCAAAGAGUGUACCAAUUCCUGAUGGGCUUGAAUGAUACAUACAUUCAGACCAGUAGCAACAUCCUGAUGCUCAAGCCUUUUCCAUCCAUGAGUGUUGUAUAUGGUAUGCUCUUAUCUGAUGAGACACAAAGACAAGUCUCCUCCUCAUCACAAUUUUCCACCAACUCUGCUUCUUUCCAUGUUGGUGUAUCCAAGCAGUCCUGUCCCUCAAAGGUUACUUUUGAUCAUGCCACAUCAGGACUCUUUUGCAAGUUCUGCAAGAGAACUGGUCAUAUCAUGGAGAAGUGUCACAGACUUCAUGGGUUUCCCCCAAAUUUUAAAUUUACAAAAAAUAAGCAAGCCAACCCACCAAACAAUUCCAACAGGAAAACUGGUUUGUCAAAUAAUCCAUCAGUAGCUGCUCAUAUCCAAGUCAACUUCAAUCAGGUUCAGUCCUCUGGCUUAAAUGAUGCUACUACUGUGUCUAAUGAUCCUAAUGUGGAUGCAUAUCCAAUGCCUGGUUUGUCUAAGGAACAAUCAAACCAGCUUAUGACAUUGGUUCAACAGGGAUUGCUCACUUUUGAUCUAUAUGGCAAUCCACACCUCUCUGCUUCUGCAAACUUUGCUGGUAAGCUGCUUGAUCAUAGUGUUGUGCUCAAAUCAUGUAUGAUGUCUGAAGUAGGUUCCUUUAUUUGGAUCAUAGACUCUGGAGCCACUGAUCAUAUGACAUCACAUAAACACCUCCUUUCAAAUAUUCAGACCCUUCCUAUACCUUAUCUUGUCUCCUUACCUAAUGGAUAUAAGGUUAAGGUGAAUUAUGUUGGUUCUAUGACUUUAUUUCCCAACCUAGUACUUGACCAUGUCCUCUAUGUUCCUAGUUUCCACUACAAUCUAAUAUCUAUUCACAAAUUACUGUCACAACUUGAUGGUUUUGUUCUAUUUACCAAGUAUCUAUGUGUUAUACAGGGCCCUUCCUUGAAGAAGCCUCUGGUUCUUGGUAAAGUGGAUAAAGGCCUCUACAAGUCGAUUCUGCCUAGUACCUCUAUCUCUUCCACUCCUACUGUUUCAACUGUUUGCAAUUCUUCAUUAUCUGAUAAGAAUGUCCUUGAUGAUGUUUCUGAUUUUUUUCUGGUUAUUGCUAAUCAUGCUAAUGUAUCAAACUUUAACAAAUUAGAUAUGAUAUGGCAUUACAGGUUGGGUCACAUUCCUUUUUCAAAAAUGAGGAACAUACCUGGCCUUAGCAAUUUAUCACAGAAGCAGUCUUUCCCUUGUCCUGUUUGUCCUUUGGCAAGACAAACCAGACUGCCCUUCCCUGAUAGUAGCAUUCAAACCACUAAGCCCUUCCAACUGAUUCACAUUGACACUUGGGGUCCAUAUCACACCGCAACCACAAAUGGAUCCAAGUACUUCUUAACCAUUGUAGAUGAGUCUCUAGGGCUACUUGGACUUAUCUAA